AUGACCCAGGGGAAGAAGAAGAAAAGGGCCGCGAACCGCAGUAUCAUGCUGGCCAAAAAGAUCAUCAUUAAGGACGGAGGCACGCCUCAAGGAAUAGGUUCUCCUAGUGUUUAUCAUGCAGUUAUCGUCAUCUUUUUGGAGUUUUUCGCUUGGGGAUUAUUGACAGCACCCACCUUGGUGGUAUUACAUGAAACCUUCCCUAAACAUACAUUUCUGAUGAAUGGCCUAAUUCAAGGAGUAAAGGGUUUGUUGUCCUUCCUCAGUGCCCCUCUUAUUGGUGCUCUUUCUGAUGUUUGGGGCCGAAAAUCCUUCUUGCUGCUAACAGUAUUUUUCACGUGUGCCCCAAUUCCUUUAAUGAAAAUCAGCCCAUGGUGGUACUUUGCUGUUAUCUCUGUUUCUGGGGUUUUUGCAGUGACUUUCUCCGUGGUAUUUGCAUAUGUAGCAGAUAUAACCCAAGAACAUGAAAGAAGUAUGGCGUAUGGCCUGGUUUCGGCGACAUUCGCUGCAAGUUUGGUAACCAGCCCUGCAAUUGGCGCUUACCUUGGGCGAGUGUACGGGGACAGCUUGGUGGUGGUCCUGGCGACAGCGAUAGCUUUGCUAGAUAUUUGUUUUAUCCUGGUUGCCGUGCCGGAGUCUUUACCUGAGAAGAUGCGGCCUGCGUCGUGGGGAGCACCCAUUUCCUGGGAACAGGCUGACCCCUUUGCGUCCUUAAAAAAGGUUGGCCAAGACUCCAUUGUGCUGCUCAUCUGCAUUACCGUGUUUCUCUCCUACUUACCAGAGGCAGGCCAAUAUUCCAGCUUUUUUUUAUACCUCAGACAGAUAAUGAAAUUUUCACCAGAAAGUGUUGCAGCAUUUAUAGCAGUCCUUGGCAUUCUUUCUAUUAUUGCACAGACCAUAGUCUUGAGUUUACUUAUGAGGUCAAUUGGAAAUAAGAACACCAUUUUAUUGGGUCUGGGAUUUCAAAUAUUACAACUGGCAUGGUAUGGCUUCGGUUCAGAACCUUGGAUGAUGUGGGCUGCUGGGGCGGUGGCAGCCAUGUCCAGCAUCACCUUUCCCGCCGUCAGUGCACUGGUGUCACGAACUGCUGAUGCUGACCAACAAGGUGUCGUUCAAGGAAUGAUAACAGGAAUUCGAGGAUUAUGCAAUGGUCUGGGACCAGCUCUUUAUGGAUUUAUUUUCUACAUAUUCCAUGUGGAACUUAAAGAACUGCCAAUGACAGGAACAGACUUGGGAACAAACACAAGCCCACAGCACCACUUUGAACAGAAUUCCAUCAUCCCUGGCCCCCCCUUCCUCUUUGGAGCCUGUUCAGUACUGCUGGCUCUGCUUGUUGCCUUGUUUAUUCCGGAACAUACCAAUUUAAGCUUACGGUCCAGCAGCUGGAGAAAGCACUGUGGCGGCCACAGCCAUCCUCACAGCACACAAGCACCAGGAGAGGCCAAAGAGCCUUUACUCCAGGACACGAACGUGUGA
Messenger RNA from Rangifer tarandus platyrhynchus (Svalbard reindeer), 1473 nucleotides. The record is from the annotation of a GenBank genome assembly. Lineage: Eukaryota; Metazoa; Chordata; Mammalia; Artiodactyla; Cervidae.